GCGUCCUGUUCUCAUGACGACGCCUCUUUCCCACAGGCUGGCAAUGUGUAGCAGCAGCAGUCUGUAUAAUCGAAGUUAUCGGGGCCUGAGUGACAGAGAGUGUUGAGAAUCGAGAGUGUGUGGGUUAUGCCGGGAACACCAAGGCAACAAACAGCACAUGGAACAAGAGAACGACGGUAAACAUUUAACUAUUAUUGAUGAGAGCUACCACUCAUUAUUUGAGACGGGUGCCUUCCUAUUCAUUAGACCGCUGAUAUCGGCUGAGUACAAGGUAUUGGAAACAGAGCUUUAAAGAUUUCAACCUCUGACAACGAGACCGCCAUAUUGAAUCAUGGGAGACAACUCUACCCCUCAAACAAUCGAAGUGACGUUAGGCCAGGAAAACUCUGAGGGAGACAAAGAUUUCAACAGUAAGAGGAUGGAAGGACAAGGGGAAAACCAGGAGAGUGAUACCACGUCACAGACGGAACUGAAACCUGUCAAAACCAUAGCAUUUUGCAGAUUCAUUGUUAGAAGACACAAGCUUGCGUUUGGUCUGACUCUUGGUGGACAUAUAUUGCUGAUAGUGGUGUCUGCAAUUCUAGUCCAGAGCGGAUAUAACCUGUUCCCGCUGAGCUUUACCGGGGUCCCCCUAACGCUGACAGAAGAUGAGACCUACCUCCGGGGAGAAGCCUUUUUCAGGGCGGAUAGCAAUGCAAUAAUCCUACCAAAGAGUUUGGACGUGUUCUCUGCAGAAAGAACAGAGACAACGGAAACGCUGACGUUGUACUACGAAGGUAGUAACGUUUUCACUAAAGAGAAUCUCCAAGCAAUUGCAGUUUGGGAAAACGAGUUAGUCGGGGAACCAAAGUAUGGAAACUUCUGUAGAUUAAACGCAACGGGACAGUGUGUAAAGCCUUUCUCAAUUAUCAGGUUCUUUGAUGGAAGUUUAACAUCAAUAACACCAGAUGUAAAUUAUGACAAUAUUGUUGGAACACUGUCUGCCGCAAUGAACGAUCCGGCCACUGCCCAGCUGCUGCAGUAUCACCUGGGGAAAAAUGCCGAGAUAAAUGCAACUCUAAAUAGAACCUCCUCCCCAAUAACAAGGUCCAUCAUCUACCUUGGACACGCCAAUGAAGAUCAAAGACAGGACUUCUUGGUAGAAAACUUCCGCAGCAAGCUAAACAGCAAAACGGAGACGGGUGUCGGAGGAAUGGCAUUUAUCUUCACGUCAACAAGUCUUUUCACUUAUGACAUUCAGCGACAGGUGAUAUUCGAUUUGCUUCUCGCUGGAGGAAGCUUUGGAUUCAUAUUUAUCUUCAUGCUUAUCCAGACUCAGUCCUUGCUCAUCACAGGUUUAGCCCUAUUCAGUGUUUUAACGAGUUUUCUUGGAGCCAAUUUGAUCUACAGAAUAGUGCUGGAUUUUCAGUAUUUUGGUAUUUUCCAUGUCCUGUCUAUAUUCAUCAUCCUGGGUAUCGGUGCCGACGAUGUGUUUGUUUACUUUGAUACCUGGAGGGCCACGGCCCAUGAGAACCAUGAAUCCCUGGAGGAGCGUGUGUCCGCCUGCUACAGGCGAGCAUCCAAAGCCAUGUUCGUGACGUCACUAACCACCAUGAUAGCUUUCUUUGUAAAUGCCGUUUCUCCCCUGUUAGCUGUGUCUUCUUUUGGUCUUUUCUCCGGUAUCUUGGUCCUCGUCAACUACAUCUCCGUCAUCGUCUUCUUCCCAACUGUUGUUGUCAUGCACCACAAGCACUGGGAGAACUGGACGUGGCCGUGUUUCCGCUGUUGCAAGAAGAAAUCUCGGGAAAUCUCGCCAAGUCACGAUCUCAAAGACGGAAAACGGAAACACCCGAUCGUCCGUUUUUUUCGUGGCAUCUUUUUUUCCUUCGUUAGUCACAAAAUAAUCAAAUGGGUCCUCGUCUUACUGUGCUUAAUCGUACUGAGUGUGUUCAUCUACUUUGCGACGACUUUGAAGCCAGAGGAAGAAGCUAUCAAGAUUUACAAGGAUUCCCACAAUUACGGCAAGGCAAUUGAUCGCAACCUCAACUCGUUCAAACCUAGUGUCCAGGACAAAGUCAUAAAGAUUUACUUGGUAUGGGGUUUAAAGGGGCAAGACCGGGCGUCAUGCCACAAGACGGACUACGAAUGCACUGGGAAAACGGUGUGGGAUGAAGGAUUUGAUCUCAAUCCUAAACCAGCACAGAAUGCCCUCUUUGACCUGUGUGCCAGACUCCGCAACUUGAGCGACGCGGAGGUUGCCAGCUUGAAGAUACGUCUUGACAGCAUCAGCGGCUACCCCGACGUCGACUGCUUCAUCACGGACUUCAACACAGACAUGCCCACUUCCACCAGCAAUGUUACUGGCCUGCCCUUGUCGGAGAUCACGAUGUCGGCCUUCAUGGGGGGGAAUCCACAGUUGUAUGACGCAUCUCAGGACAUGACCAACUUCUACAGGUACUUCGAGACCGGUGUGUCGUUCUGGUUGAACAACGGUUACGAUGGCACGCUUUCCAAACGGUACGAAAAUUACGCUGACAACAUGGGUUUCUCCAGAGACGCCUCGGACACUAGACAGAUCAUCAACAAGACAGGUCUUCUGUACGGGACAAGACUGAGGUUUGCCGCUAUUGUUGUGUACACGACCCUACAGAACGGGAAAGUUGGCUACGUGGAAGGAAUCCCUGUUAUCGAUGCAUGGGAAAGUUUUACCAAUUCAGAGGUAUCGAAGCUCCCCCCAUCCCUGAGUGGAGGGUUUCAGUGCACACCCGAGGGGAACAACGCUUGGCACUGGCUUCGUGUGCAAAAGACCCUUGCUGACUCCGCUGUUAAGGGCAUCAUCAUCGGCAUCUGUCUGGCCUUCCCCAUCCUCACCUUCGCCACCGGGAACGUCGUCCUCGGCUUCCUCGCGACCGCCACCAUCACCUGUGUGACCGUCACCAUCGUCGGCAUCAUUCCAAUGGCGGGUUGGAAACUGGGGGUGUUGGAGUCCCUGAAUCUGUCGCUAGUCGUGGGACUUGCUGUGGACUACGUCGUCCACCUGGCGGAAGGAUAUCAUCUGUCACGCCACGAACACAGACAAGGGCGACUGCGCGACAUGCUAGAAACCGUAGGAAUAUCAGUACUGUCGGGAGCAUGCACUACUUUGGGAGCCUCCCUUUUCAUGUUAUUUGCCGUUAUUUUGUUCUUCAUGCAAUUUGGUAUUUUCAUGUUCUGCACCAUUGGCUUCUCUUUGUUCUAUUCGCUUAUUCUGUUCGCCCCACUGUUGGCCAUUUGUGGACCCCAGGGUAACUUUGGCUCACUUUCUCCCCUGUAUGCGUGGAUCAAGGACCGAUUUAGGGGCAAAAAGAAAACUGACAUCGACUGUAAUAAAUGCUCAGGUCAGGGUUUUCAUCCAUUGGAAGGAACAGAGAAAUUCUGAUCAGAUCAUGUGUUCAGUGGAAAUGAAUCACUUCGGGUUCAUUAAGAGUUAUUGAUGUUGGACAAAUGACAACAUUAUUAAAUAACCUGAUUGGGGCAAGAUAUAACGUUGAUAUUCCAUGAACGGAAAUAAGCUCAUCCAUUUUGUAAAAUGUCGGCGUGUCGAAAUGUCAAUCCUCUCGCUGGUUACCGGAGUGAUCCUUUGUUUAAAGACCUGGGUCAACUAGCAGUCCUGGCAGAAAUUGAUUCAAGCCGUUGAAACAGUAAACGAUUACGCAACUUACACAAACACGAUUUCACCAUUUCAUGCACAGGCAUGGGCAUCAGAUAACAUUUUAUCAGUGGAUGACACAAAUGAACCCGGUGAGAAAAAGGACGAAUGUUACAUUUUCCUGAUAAAUAUUAAUUAUCUUUAGUAUAUUAUCAAGGUGGUAUCCAGUCGCCCUAAGCACUAUUCACACGCAUACGGAAAAACUCAUUUCAACCUUUCCUCGUGUUAUCUUUCUAUGACGACACUGGGUGUUUGUGAAACGUGUGUAUGUCCUGUCCCAAGCGUGGAACCCAUCUUGGCUGAAACUGUGUCACUCAAUGCAUUUGCAGAUAUUUCUUAUAUGAGGCACCUACAAUGUUUUCUUACUGUACAGUAUUGACUGAUGGCGUUUCUAAUUUUACUACGUUCUACCCCCUGUGAGUUUAUUUAAGACAUGGUAACUGUGUGAUGCGUUGCUGUGUGGUUUUAUGCGCUGGGGGGUCAGUUUUAUGCUGGCGGUAAUGUAGCUUUUGUGUAUUUGACUUACAUGACUUAUGACUGUGUCGGUUAUUGAAAUAGGAUUGAAGAAAUAAUUCCUCGUUUAAAUGUUAUAAUUCAAACCGCCAUUAUAAGUACUGAGAUUAGAAGUGUAUAGUAGAGGAAACAAUAAACAAUGUUUCUUAGGUAAUGGCAGAUUGUAGGGUUACAUCCGUCCCCCAUACGACAGUAAUCAGCAAGACAUUUGAAUAUUUUGUUAAAGUACGCGAGUUUUGUGAACUUUUGAGUCGAUGUAUCUUUUAACCAAGUGGUUAAAAUGGCAUCACGUUCGUUGUCUAGGAUAUAUAUAUCUGCACGAAAUAUCAAUUUAAUACCAAUUGUUAAUAAAAGCCCUGUCACAAAUAAGAUAUAUCAGUAUCCUGUACUUACUCCAAAGUACUAACGCUAUCGGAUAUCCCCCAGAGUCAACAGUUUGAAGUCGGGGCAGCUAUUGUAUAGUGACGAACAAACAGAUGUUCCAUGUUUCAAAACAUUAUAUAACUUAUACUUGAUUGUUAAAACAACUCAUUCAAAACACAUAAGAGCAACUGAAAACCUGGGAAUUCAAUCAGAUUUCAUAAUUUAUAUUUUUGAUUGUUUAUUUUAUUAUAUUUCUACAUAGACGUAUCGGUUUGCCAAGUGUGUGUUGUAUAAUAUUGUGUAAUGACAUUUCGUUUGUUGGAUUGUUUUUAACGCCACAUAUCACUUGUAGUUCAGGUAUAUGACGAUGUCAUGUAGAUAAUCCAAAAUGGAACAGAAAAUCCAGUGACUGGUAUUGUAAGAUGAUUCCAGGUGAUAGUUGAUUGUGUUCUGACACCAUCUCAAUGUGCCGGUGUCAAGAGGCGAAAUGAUUAAAUUAUCCAAAUCUAUAAUGGAGAAACAGAUACACAAAUGUUAUUUCUAGUCCCUCAGAUAUUAUUUUACUUCCGUCCCUGAAACAUUUUACUAUUUUUAAAUUCCGAUAUAGUACCAGAACAAUAUUAUGGAUUUGAUAUAUGCUAAUGAUCUACGACCACUGGUCGCAGCUGCCACGUGUUUAUAUGGGUAAUAUAUGUACCAAAGAUUGAUUAUGUACUUUUAUGCCUCAGUGUUGGUGUGUUUUUAGGCCAGUUUAUUGAAGUCAGUCAAUAUGGAGUCAGUUUAGUGGAAUGUUUUAACGUAUAUAGCGUUAAUCACAUGAUGAUCCGUCCACCGCCCAGAAAGCUUUAUGACAGCGGGUUUAGUUAUGUGAUACAUGUCGCUGCAGUUAUUCGUUAUACUUUCCAGGGUAGAAACACUUCGUCGAAUAACUUCCCGUUAUCUGCUGAUUCCAUUUCACAGACUCCCAAUACAGUGAUUACUCACUACAAAUAGUAUAAAAGGUGUUAUGCUUGUCGUAAGAGGCGACUAACGGGAUCGGGUGAUCAGGCUCGCUGACUUGGUUGACACAUGUCAUCGGUUC
Haliotis rubra (blacklip abalone) is the source of this 5624-nucleotide messenger RNA. RefSeq names its product protein dispatched homolog 3-like. Gene Ontology annotation, cellular component: membrane. The record is from RefSeq and is a predicted model, not a curated record. The coding region runs from base 332 to 3397 and encodes 1021 amino acids. NCBI's taxonomy places the organism in Eukaryota, Metazoa, Mollusca, Gastropoda, Lepetellida, Haliotidae. The transcript has 11 exons.